Molecule: messenger RNA, 2739 nt
Organism: Melampsora larici-populina 98AG31
Lineage: Eukaryota; Fungi; Basidiomycota; Pucciniomycetes; Pucciniales; Melampsoraceae
Product: subtilisin protease
Exons: 22
Coding region: 1-2739 (912 amino acids)
Biological process (GO): proteolysis
Cellular component (GO): membrane; cell wall
Molecular function (GO): serine-type endopeptidase activity
Source: RefSeq, a predicted model, not a curated record
AUGAGACUUUUUCGGGGAAAUGGUUCAUCAUGGUUGCUUUUCUUGGCUACCGCAGGGUCAGUAGCUUGCUCGGCACAAGAAUAUGAUGCUGAAGAUGAUGUGGAGAUGUCUUCGCAACGUUUCAUAGUCACUCUGGAUCCUCAAAUCACACCAUCUUUGGCAGAUUUUAAAAAACAUUUGGAAGAACAGGGGAUCGAUUACAAAAUUUUCCAGGACUAUACUACCAUUGCUCCAGAUGUAUAUUACGGAGCAUCUGUGAUCCUUGGGCAUUCAGAAGAUGUAGCCAAGAUGGGGAGAUCAAAUCAUGUUCAGAAAAUGAGCCCAGUUACAAAAGUUCGUUCAAUGGCACCCGUCACGGAAAGGAUUUUGACUUCUCCAGCAGGUCUCAAAUCCAACAAUUAUCCACCUCACUUGAAAACAAAUAUCACAGAACUACACAAGAUGGGUUUCUACGGACAGGGAAUCAAAAUAGCAAUAAUAGACUCGGGCGUCGAUUGUGCACAUGAAGCCCUUGGUGGUGGAUUUGGUGAAGGAUACAAGAUCAGCUUUGGGCGUGACUUAGUUGGUGAUGACUAUGAUGGAAACAACGAAAUAGAACCUAACGAUACUCCUUGUACCCCUUGUGGAUAUCACGGAACCCACGUGAGUGGUAUUAUUGGGGCGCAAGAUGUUGGUUAUGGCUUCACUGGUGUGGCACCAAACGCAACACUUGGAAUGUAUCGUAUAUUUUCAUGCAAGGCGGAAUUGGGCACUAAUAAUGAUCUUGUGAUGUCUGCCCUUUUACAUGCACAUAAAGAUGGAGCGGAUAUCAUUUCUGCAAGCAUAGGUGGUUCAGGGGGUUGGGGGUAUGGAGAGGCAGUGUUGGAUGUUGUGAACAAUUUGGUGACAAAGAAGAACGCUACAAUCUUUCUUGCUGCUGGAAAUGAGGGAGAAGAAGGACUUUUUUCAGGCUCAUCUCCAGCCGGAGCUGCUAAUUCAAUUGCAGUUGGAUCUGUGGAUUCUGAGCUCACUGCUUCUCAGUUGAUAACUUCAACUGGUCGGGAGAUCAACUACUUUACUGCCCAACCCUACAAUGACACUCUCGUCUUCCCGGUAUAUCGAACUGCCAACUCAAGUGAAGCAAAAGACGAUGCAUGCGAGCAGUUGCCGGAUUCGACGCCUGAUCUUGGCAAAUACAUAGUUCUCAUAAGGAGAGGCACGUGUUUCUUCGUAGAUAAGGUCAAGAAUGCCAAGGCAAAGGGUGCCAAGCAGAUCAUGUUUUACAUGAAUUCGACAUCAAACAUCCAAUUGGAAGACCGGGUCACUGGUGUUCGCAUAUUCACUGUGAAUCAUACCGAUGGAGAUUACAUCUACAAAGAGUCUGAAAAAGACUCAGAAGAAUUCAGAAUCAAAUUUCCACCGGUUGGAUUAUUUUAUCUCCCAACACCGGAUACAGGUUUCAUGAGCAAUUUUUCACAAUAUGGACCUAAUUUUGACUCAUUGAGUCCUGAGCCAGCUGUUUCGGGAGUUGGCGGGAAUGUGUUUUCCACUUUCCCUGUGCGAAACGGAUCUUAUGCAGUACUCAGUGGAACUUCUAUGGCCACACCGCAGAUGGCUGGUAUAGCUGCCUUAAUCAUGCAAGUGAAUGGAAAAGGAUUUCGAGGUAACCUUUUGAGAAAUAGAUUAGCGUCUACUGCAAGAGUACUUUUGCAAAAUCACAAUAGUAGUAUUGUUGAAACUGUUGUUCAUCAAGGAGGUGGUUUGGUGAACGCUUACUGUGCUGUCUUUGCUAAGGCGAUAUUAUCUACUUCAGCUCUUGCUCUCAACGAUUCCAGACAUUUUAAUGGCUCCCAGAAAUUUGAGGUCACCAACACGGGUAAUGAAUCGAUACAGUACACGCUUGAACAUCUUGCUGCUGGCUCUGCAUACACUUUUACGGAAGAAUCGCCUUACGGUCCACUAAAUCAUCCGAUGCCCUUAAAAUUAAAUAAAGAAGUAGCUACCGUUCAAAUUUCUCCAUCAACCCUUACGGUAGGCCCGGGAGAGACCGCUACGGUUCAGGGUACCGAUAGGCUGAUGAGAGAAUAUAUUGCAGAAAAACGACCGACCUUGGACCAGAUCAUACGAUUAGUUAUUUAUCAAGGUUUUGCACCGAAUGAUCCUAAAACCAACGAAACAUAUAGAUUACCACAAAUCGGCUACAAAUUUCUCAAUCAGACUUUGAAUAGUACAAAUGAGAAAGGUGAAUUUCUGUGGGAUCGAUCCGAUAAAAAUACAAGUCUCAUUCGUUACAGGACUAAUUUUGGCACGCCACAUCUACGGAUGCUUCUUGUAGCAGCUGAAGAAAAUGAUGUUCAAAAUGUCACCAAAAUGACUUUCAAUGAAGGGGCUUCACCACAAUUGAAUAUCUCCGAGGUAGAUGAAGGUGAUUCCCCGACUGCCACUGAAGAGGGCUCAACAACGGAAACCAAAAAUUCGACAUCAGGCAUCUCAAGAUUCCCAAGAAGGACGUCUGACGGAUUACUCCUAUUGGGCGAGAUCCCAGAUAGCGAGUCUUUAUAUUCACCACGUUCAGGUUCGAAAUUGGUUUGGAUGCAAAAGUGGAAUGGAACCCUUUCAACUGUCACAAACUCGACCCUUGAAGAAGUACCUGAUGGAAGGUACAAAGUAUUGAUACAAGCUUUGAGGGUGUUUGGUAAUCGUGAUGAUCCAUUGGACUGUGAAAAUUGGCUCUCUCCUGUAAUUGUUAUUAAGUCUUGA